AUGAAGAGACCGCAUUCUGAUUCAGACCCCCAACCAUCAAGAGAGAAGAAAAGAAGAGAAGAAUGUGAAGAAGAUGACGUGGACAAGUUGAGGAGCAAGAGCAUUCAUUCUGAUAACGGAGAGUUGGACCCCCAGCCAUCAAAUGAGAAGAAAAGAAAAGGAAAACAUCAGGAAGAUGAAGAGGACAAGUUGAAAAAGAAAAGGACUUAUUUUGACUCUAGCAAUUCAGGCCCUUCAAAAAAGUGGAAAACAAGAAAAGAAGAUCAAGAAGAUGGAGAAGAACAGAUGAAGAAGAAGAGAGAGAGGAGUUCAGAGGAACAACUGUCAGAUGAAUGCUGCAGCGAGGAGAAACGAAGAAGGGAGGAGACUGAUGAAGGAGGAGCCGAACCCGUGAGCGCACAAGCUGAACCUUCAAGGCCAAACCCGCUCAGUAUCUCCAGCUACAACUUCUACUCCCUGCUGGGAUCAGGAGGAUUCGGCAAAGUUAUGUUGGCAUCAUUAGGAGACAAGAAGGCAUAUGUGGCUGUCAAAUCCAUCCCUAAAAAAGAGGCCACUAAUUACAACAGCCUUCUCACCGAGUCUCAGGUGCUGAACAUCGUCAGGCACAUCCCGUUCCUUUGCCAAGGCUAUGCCGCUUUUCAAACCCAGCGGCAUGCCUUCUAUGUGAUGGAGUUCCUGAGUGGGGGCAGCCUUGAGGAUCAGCUGAAGUGGCACGGGAUGCUACCCAUGGACAGAGUACGAAAGCUAAUGUAUUACAGGAGAAUGGCGUUAACCAUUAUUUCCCUGUCUAAAAGGUUCCAUUCUGCGGAGAUGAUCUGCGGCCUGCAAUACCUCCAUGGCCUUGGGAUCAUCCAUCGAGACAUUAAACCCAUGAAUGUCCUAUUGGACCAUCAAGGACAUGUUAAAAUUGUAGAUUUCGGCGUGGCAAAGCAGAGCAUCUUUGAGGACGACGCCACCACUGGCUGGGCCGGAACCCUGGGAUAUAUGGCCCCGGAGAUUCUACAUGGAAAAGCCUAUAACGCAGCAGUAGACUGGUGGUCAUUUGGUGUCACCAUCUGUGAAAUCGCCACCAGACAGUCGCCCUUUUACAACAGUGACCCCGACCAGCUUAAGGAUUCCAUCAAAUUCCAUGAGCCAAAGAUACCUGAUUGGCUGGAUGAAGAUUUAACACAUCUUCUGGGCAAGCUACUACAAAAGGAUCGGAAGCAGCGCCUUGGUGUUCGGGGAGACAUCAGGAGCCACCCAUUCUACAAAGGCAUCGAUUGGGUGGCACUGGAAGAGGGAAAGUUACAACCCCCCUACCAGCCGAAAACACCAUCACCCGAUCUGUUCCAGCCAUGUACUGAGAAGCUGUCAUUCCUCGAACCCCAGGAGGAUGAAGCAACAUCAGGGGAGAGUAACAUCGUUCCCGGCUUCUCAUUUCAAAGUUCCACCUGGCUGGAGCAAAGUAUGAGACUGCCGGGUAACAUCAGGCCUGGAAUUAUGAGAGGCAGUCUCUCAUCUGGCUCAUCGAAAGGAAGUCUCAUAAGUGUGACCUAUGCCCUGUGGGAUGGAGGAUUUCUCUUUAACCCGGGUGUUUAUGGAUCCUACUUGCCUGGGUACAACGCUUUAGGUGGUCUGAUCAAGCCUGUAAUGGAGAGACUAGGCAUUACUAAGCGUAACCUGGAGGCCUGCAACAAGCCUGCAACCUGGGAAAGAGACCUCAACCGUUGGAAAGUGACAGUUGAUGUGAAGAUUCAAGAGUGA
Molecule: messenger RNA, 1746 nt
Organism: Xenopus tropicalis (tropical clawed frog)
Lineage: Eukaryota; Metazoa; Chordata; Amphibia; Anura; Pipidae
Product: serine/threonine-protein kinase Sgk2-like
Exons: 13
Coding region: 1-1746 (581 amino acids)
Molecular function (GO): nucleotide binding; ATP binding; transferase activity
Source: RefSeq, a predicted model, not a curated record